Aureobasidium subglaciale EXF-2481 is the source of this 843-nucleotide messenger RNA. RefSeq lists its product as uncharacterized. Lineage: Eukaryota; Fungi; Ascomycota; Dothideomycetes; Dothideales; Saccotheciaceae. Gene Ontology annotation, molecular function: triacylglycerol lipase activity; acylglycerone-phosphate reductase (NADP+) activity. Bases 1 to 843 code for a protein of 280 amino acids. The transcript has 2 exons. The record is from RefSeq and is a predicted model, not a curated record. Gene Ontology annotation, cellular component: endoplasmic reticulum; lipid droplet. Gene Ontology annotation, biological process: phosphatidic acid biosynthetic process; triglyceride catabolic process.
AUGCCUAAGACAAUUCUGAUCACUGGUACCAACCCCGGCGGUAUCGGCAACUCGCUUGCCCGAGAAUUCCACACCAAAGGCCUUCGUGUAUUCGCGACUGCCAGAAACACCGACAGCAUCACCGACCUCGCCGAUUUAGGCAUCGAAACACUCUCGCUCGAGGUCACCAGCCCGGAAAGCAUCAAGGCUUUGAAAGAGGAAGUUGCGUCGCGCACAGGUGGAAAGCUAGACUACCUCGUAAACAAUGCUGGUCGCAACUACACCGUGCCAGCCACAGACAUUGACUUUGAAGAAGUCCAAUUGACGUACGAGGUCAAUGUCUUUGGUGUCAUGCGCAUGUGUCAGGCCUUCACACCACUCUUGAUUGAGGCGAAGGGCACGAUUGUUCAGAUCGGAAGUCUGGCAGGUGUCAUGCCAUACGUCUUUGGCAGUGUCUACAACUCAACAAAGGCCGCCCUUCACUCAUACAGCAACACCCUCAGAGUUGAGCUAGAACCGUUCGAUGUCAAGGUCAUCACCGUCGUAACUGGUGGUGUCAAGAGCAGGAUCGCCAGAACUGAGAGACUCUUGUCCAAUGACUCAAUCUACCUGCCCAUCGAGGCCGAAUACCAGAGGCGCACGAAGCAUUCUCAAGAAGUCGGCAUGCCCAACGAAAAGUACGCAAAGUCUGUCGUGAGCCAAGUGCUUAGUGGCCGUCAUAAGAGGCAAUUCUGGGAGGGCUCCUUCUCGCACAUUGUCUGGUUCUUGUCAACUUUCAUGCCUGCCAGAAUUUUUGACUAUCUGUUCUGGCGUAACUUUGGUAUGUGGAAGCUCAGAGAGGCCCACGCUAAGAAGCUCGCAUGA